AUGGGACCGAAGCCGCCCAAGACCGGCGGGACCGCCUCGGCAGGGGCCGAGGCCGAGAACUGGGAGGCCGCGCUGGUGUCCGCCCACCUCGAGGAGGAUGACUGGAAGCCUAGCAUUGCUUUCGUUGUUGGGACCAAAAUUGAGGAUGAAAUCCACACCAAGGCCCUGGCUCUUGCUGUGCAGGUGCCACAGAGGAAGCUCUUCAGCGUGAUAACACAUGAAGACAUUUUCAGACAGAUCGCAGAAUAUGUGAAUCAAAAAGGAAAAAAGGCUAAAGAUGUGCCUAUGUACUAUGAGGUGAUAGAAGUAGCCAAAGCCAUUCUGAAUAGCGGUGAAGAAAUUCCAGUAACACUAACUGGAAAGCUGUUGAAAUUUCAACUGCUUUCUCUCAAAGAGAAGGACCUUCAGAGAAGAGAAGCUGAAAAGAAGGCCAAAGAAGAACAACAAAAGGAACAAGAUGGAGGCAAAGAGAAAGAGAAAGCUAAAUCUCCUAGCAAGACAGCUGAGAAAGAAAAGAAAGGAAAAAAGUCAGAAGCAGGUCCUCCAGCACCAGCCAGUGUUAAAAAGGACACCAAAUUAAAGCGACGGGGAGAAGUGGAAGCGGAAAACAAAUACAUUGAUGAUGAACCAGAUGAUGGUGCUCAUCAUUACUUUAUAAUUUUGGAUUUCCACAACCCUCAGCUAUUGCCUGUGAUGUCUGAGCUCGGGAUUAAAAUUUCAAGUGUAAUUAGAAUUUCUUCUGAGAAUUAUAAACCUUUGCAGACAUACUUGAAAACAACUAAACUUGAAGGAGAACCUUCACCUAAAGGAGCAGGGAAAGGAAAGGAAGAUGAGGCUAUCAAAAACCUGGAAACAUUUUGGAAAUAUCUGGAGCCAGUUCUGAACAGUGGAAAGCGUGGAUCAGAUCUCUUUGAUGUUGCUAUCCUUCAUCACCUAGUCAAGGAGAGUGCCUUUCCCACUGAUUGGUCUGACAAAGAAAUGCUGCUUGCAUUUGGCACUGCACUGUUUGAAAGUAUUGCUCAUUUAAUGUACGACUGCCUGGACUGGAGAAGACAGCAUGGUAACUACUUGGAAAACACCAGGUUUAUUAAUGUGCCUGCCUUAUCAGGGAGCAAAUCAACACAACCACCUGUAACUGAGGUACAACAAGCGUUACGGAUUACACCUUCAAAGGCAAAAGGGCAAGCAGAGGAAACACUGCCAAUACUUUUGUCAGAGGAGGAAGAAACUACUUUUUUGGCUCAUUCUGUGGAUAUGAGAUAUUACAAUGACUUGCUGAGUCAGAUUCCCGAGGAAUGCUUUUCUGUACCCUUAAUGCUGAACUGCAUGUUGGAACAGGUUGUUGCAAGUGAAGAAGACCUUAUACCACCCAGUCUGGUGGCACCAGAGCCCCGGGCAGAUGGGCUACAUCAUACCAUUGCAGAUCAUAUAUCCUCUGUUCUUCCUUCUCUCUCACUUUCUGAAAGUGAAAAAAAGGAUCUAUAUGACUACUUUUCACCUAAAUACAGUGAAAAAAAGACUGUCUCCCCUGAGUACCCUCUCUUAUUUAACUACCAUGAUACCCUGGCCCAGCGGUUGCACCUACUGAAGGGCCAGAAGACCUUAAAUCCAGAAAAGAUUGAAUGUGAAAUGAUGGAUAAACUGCCUCUUACAGAACGUAUCCGUUCCACCCUUCCUUCAACUGAAAACAACACUAAACACCUGGCCAGAGUUCAUGAGCUCAUGCAUUAUUGCACUGAUGAACUUCUGAGUUGGGCUGAAGUAGAAAGAGCCUUAAGAGUGUUUACUUUUGAAAGCCUGAGGCUGACUGGGCUGAGUGACUCUGGUCUCCUGGAGAGCUCUGGAUCUUUGAUUGCAGGUGAUUCUGAAUUGUGUUAUAUCCCUUGGGAUAAUCCAGCCAGGUUUGCAGGACAGCUGAGACUCUUCCUUCUGGAGAAGAAGCUUGGUGGGAAAUCUCAAAGAGGCUCUGGACAAACAGAAACAAAUGGUGAAGAUGGAGGAGAUGGUUUGGCUGAGUCUGCUUUGAGCAAGGAGGUGGAUUUUUUUAUUUCUGAUAUGGUGAGUCCGGAAAAUUGUGGCCUAGGACCAACCUUAGAAGCAAUGAAAAGGACACAGAGGCGUUGUUUGACAGACUGGACUUUGGCAGAGCAUUUUGAACCCCAUGUUCUUCUUCAGGUUCUUCAUACCGCAUCCCAAGAUUAUAGGUGUAUUGAUACCUUUUAUGAUACUCAAGAUAACUCAAUGUUAAUGGUUCUUCACAAUCCUAUGAAUCAGUAUCGUUUAUGCCAAGACACUUGGAAUACUGCAUUGCACUCUAAUGUUGGAUUCAGGAGCUAUCUCGAGCUAGUGGCCAACUCAAUUGAAGACUGGGUGAAAGAGGAAGAAGUCAAAUACCAAGAAGCAAAGAUGGCUAAGGAAAAAGAAUCUCUAAAACUGGAAAAGGCCAUGGCAGAAGGACCUUCUGAAUUGUCUGCAUCUGAUGUCAAAUCAGGUGGCUUCCCUGAGAAAGCCACAAGAUCUGAGAGCAUAAAGGAGACCAUUCCAGAAUCUCAGUCCAACAAUGAAAGAAGUCUUUUUAUCAGAGAAGGUUCUCUAAAGGCUUGGAAGAUGGAACAGGAACAAUUACUAGAGGAAGAACAACCUAAGGAAGAAAAAAAAGGAAGAAAAGAAGCUUUGGGAGAUAAAAAGAAAGGACGGGAGAUUAAAAAAAAGGAGGAAAAAAAGGAAGAAAAUAAGGAUGAGCCAGAAAACGCACCUGAACUUCAGGAGGAUCCCUGCAUCCCAGAACCAGAUACUGAGAAAGAGUAUAGGUUUGUUGGCUACAAUACAGGAGAGGAUCUCAUUCAGAUAUCAGGAAGCAAUCAAUAUCUUUUCCCAUCAGAUGGAGGACAGAUUCAAGUAGAGAAGAUAGAGUUUGUAAAAGGUUUAACCUUGAUAAAAGUGAAAGUGAUAAAAGACAACCAUAAUUUCUUCAUUCAUAUCACAGACCCCAAGAAAAACUUAAAAGAAAUGGAAGUGCAAGAAAUUAAUGAAGAGCAGGAAAUUAGAUCAGGAAAAUUGAAAAAUCAAAAGAAAGCUGUGAGCAAGUUUGGAUCUUUUUCAGCCACCUUGGAAAACGGAAUCCAGCUGUCCUUGAGCUAUUAUGGACCUACAGGGAAGACAGCAGAUGAUGAAACAGAUCCUGACUUAACAAGAAUUCUGAACAUCCCUUCUGUUAAUAUUCCGACCAUAAUUUCUCCUGUUACAUCAGCUCCAGCAAAAAAAGAUACGUCUGUCAAACAAAAAUCAGGAAAAUCCCAGCCACCUGCAAUAGAAAGCCCGAGCAAAAUGCCCCCACCACCACCUGAUGACCUAGCAAAGCAAGAAGGAAAGGUGGCAGCAGAAGAACCAGCUUCCCAAACAGAAGUGAUGUCAAACGCUCUUGCUUUCCCAAGUCUGAAUGUCUCUUGUCCCAGUGGACUUGUAUUAACUUUCCUUGGUGAAAGUUUUGGAGGUUUGAAAGUUGAAGCCACUACAGCUGAAGCUGAGGAAGAGGUGGUAAACGGAAGUAAGGCCAAAGCAGGUGACACUGAGAAGACCAAAGCGAAUGAAGCAAAGGAGAAAGAGGUUAUGGAAAGUGGAGAGAAGAAACCUAAGGUUACAGAAGGUGAAAUAAAGGAUGAUGACACCAGAAGAGAACAGGCCCAGCAGCCUAUUCUGGAAAUUCUGGUUAGGCAGAGUUACCCCCAAAAGGCAAAGAACUCUCGUCUGUAUACACCUCUGGCAAGGCAAACAGAACAAGAGGUGUCAAGAGUUAUCACAAGCCAAGGAACUGUCAUAAAGUACAUGAUGGAUGGAUCUACCCAGAUUUUGUUUGCUGAUGGCACAGUGAGUACGAGUCCUGAUUCUGGCCCUGUCCUACCACGACCUGCAAUUCCAGACAAUGGGCAACUAUUACCAGAAUUUGAGUCUGAGACCAGCACUAAGAAAGGAAAAGGCAAUAGCAGAAGCAGUAUAUCACAGCCAACCAAGGAUGAGUUGCUUGAAAAUCCUGUGCCGGGUCUGGUUAAUUCUGAGCAACUUAGGGAGAACCAGGCAGGAAUGUGGAUAACUACAACUCCAUCAGGCAUGCAAGUGGGCACCGUGGGUGCAAAGAGAAUGGAUCUGAAGCCAGUCUUAAUCUAUCAGGGAACUGACCCAGCUGAUGGAACGGUUAUGACUGUACGAGAUGACAAUGUGAUUAUUGUUGAGAGGCUGGAUGGUAGCAGAGUAGUAGAUCAUGCUGAUGGUACUAGAAUCACAACUUUUUAUCAAAACUGUGAAGAGCAUUUUGUACCAGAGGAUACUGAGGAAGCAGAUGAAACCAUGGAAUCCAUCACAAGGAGGGUGAGAUAUAUGAAAGUGGAGAAUCCUGAGUUUGCUACUGUAACAACAAAUUGUGAGGAUGGUACCUGUUUUACCAUCUUUGGAGAUGGUACAUCUAUUACAGCAAAGCCAGAUGGAACAUAUCAGGUUUUACCCAGCAAGACAGGCUCUCUUUUCAUUGAUGAAGAUUGCUCAGCAGUUUAUACCCAUGAAGUUUGUGAUAUCAACAGCAAGGAGGAAGAGAAACAAGCAGGGAGAUACAUUAUGAAACACACUUCAACCACUAUUUGUGAGACAAUCGAUCCUGAAGGGAAUCUUUUCAAGGUCAUGGCUGAUGGCAGCACAUCUGUUUCUGUUCCUAGCAUGGCCUCUGAUGACAAAGAAGAUACACAGUCUGAAUCAGUGCUCCCAGAAGUUAACAAACCUAUCACUUGUGAUGAGCACGUGCCCAGGUUCUUUGUCAUCUACACGGAUGGUUAUGGAACCGAGCUCCUGCGGAGCAGGGAUGUACACGAGUAUCUGGCUGAGGCUGCUCAUGAUCCUGCUGCUGCUGUCUUGCAGGAUCCUGUAGAAGAAUGUCCAGGUAUUUUAAGUAUUACUAUCCUCCGACCUUUGGCUGAAGCCUCCCCCUGGGUAAUGAAGAAAGAAACACAGAAUAUUGUUCCUCCAAAUCUUCAGUCAAGGCCUCGGGACACAUUUUCUUCUCCUGAGAGGAAGGUCACAGGUCCCUCAGUCAGAAAACGUAAUUGGAGGGGUCUCAGCAUUGGAUCCAGAGAGCAGACACACUUGCCGCUACCUGUGCGAAAAUGUCCUAAUAAACUGGAAAUCCGUCAGCUCUUCCAGUAUAAGCCACUCAGUGAUGAAGUAAGAGCAAAGCUGAAGCUUUCCAUCAAGGAAUAUAUCAAUAACAUUUUAAAGCAGGAAAAUGAGUUGGAAGAGAUGACUGUAAAAGAACCAAGAACAGAAGAGGAAAAGAAUUAUGCUGCAAGUCUCCUUGAACUGAUUAUGUCCUUCCCUAACUGGGAGAAGUCAAGUGAGAAUCUUAAUGACAAAGCUCACGUAACUGAGCUGUAUGAAGAGGCAGUGGGUUCUCAUAGCCACACAGAGACAGCGAGCACUCUGCAAACAGAGGACCAACAGCAGUCAUUUAGCCCAGGAGGAGUAGAACCAGUGUCCAAGUGGCAGAGCAGGCUAGAAGAGCACAGGAAAGAACUUGAUGAAGAAAAGAAGACUUUAACGGCAAUAAGAAAUAAAAUAAUUCCUCCCUAUUUUGAAUCAGAAUUUGGCAAGAAGUUUUUCCAAAACAAGUUUCCUGAUGUGGAAGCACUGUCUAUGAAACUUCCUCCUGUUCAAAAGAAAGAAAGUGGGAAUUUCCCUCUAGAGACUAUGAAAAGGAACAGCAGAGUAUCUCAAUGUCUCAAUACCAUGAGUGAACCUUCACCCACACUUGGCCUUCUGCUGCAGGCACAUUCAAAACAAAAUGAAGGCUCCAGCAGAACAACAGACCUAAAAAAUGCUGCAAGAUCACAAGAGACACCCUUUAAAUGCAGCACUAAUAGUCUGCUGGUGAAUGCUGCAGGACAGCCAAGAAAAGAUAAAUUCUCAUCAUUCCCUCGGGGGACAAAACCAAACUCCAUACCAAAUCAAAAGAUAGAGGAUCCUGUUGCAGGAAAGUUCAACACAUCUUCUCUUGCAACAAUGAGGCAGCCUCUUAGUGAUUUCCAUCUCAUUCCACCCAAAGUGAUGUUUGGAGUGCUGAAGGAAGGCUGCACCUACGCAGCCACUGUGAUCCUGAAGAAUGUUGGUAUGAACUUCUCAAGGUUUCGGGUGAAACCACCACCUCCACGCAGUGGACUGAGAGUGAUAUACACACCAGGACCUGUGGCAGCAGGCUUGAAGGCUGAACUGGAGAUAGAGAUUUCUGCCAUGAUAACUGGAGGGCAAUGUACUGGUGGCCUUAAAGAAAUUUCCCAUGAUAUUGAAAUACUCACAGAAACAGAGACUCUUCUCCUGCCUGUGAGAGGAAUCGUGUUAACCACUGACAUCUAUGAGUGUCGCCCACAAGGAUACCCCCAGGGGGGGAAGGCAGCAGCAGUCCGGGCAGUUCCUACAAGCCCCAAACCACAGUUCUGGAUUACACCAUCCCAAAAGGUAACGUUCAAAUUGGAAAAUACUCACCCCGUCACUUCAGAGUUCAGUGAGACACCCCCUGUCCCAAAAGAAAUUCUGAUCAGUGUCAUCUCCCAUUAG
This is a messenger RNA of Calypte anna (Anna's hummingbird), 6594 nucleotides long. It is a transcript of the gene SPAG17, whose product is annotated as sperm associated antigen 17. Gene Ontology annotation, biological process: axonemal central apparatus assembly; epithelial cilium movement involved in extracellular fluid movement. Gene Ontology annotation, cellular component: axonemal central apparatus. The record is from RefSeq and is a predicted model, not a curated record. NCBI's taxonomy places the organism in Eukaryota, Metazoa, Chordata, Aves, Apodiformes, Trochilidae.